Vigna umbellata (rice bean) is the source of this 769-nucleotide messenger RNA. Lineage: Eukaryota; Viridiplantae; Streptophyta; Magnoliopsida; Fabales; Fabaceae. The record is from RefSeq and is a predicted model, not a curated record.
GUCUUUUUUUUACUUGAAUAAUGGUGAUUUAUUUUGUGUCACGGUGUAGGUUGCUUAUUGGCUUCUGCAGCACAAGGUCAGUGUCAUGAUGGCUGCCUGUGACACAUUUCGAUCGGGAGCUGUUGAACAGCUGCGGACCCAUGCUCGGAGACUUCAGAUACCUAUAUUUGAAAAGGGCUACGAGAAAGAUCCUGCCAUUGUUGCAAAAGAAGCAAUUCAAGAAGCUUCACACAAUGGUUCGGAUGUGGUUCUUGUUGACACAGCUGGUCGUAUGCAGGAUAAUGAACCACUUAUGAGAGCACUGUCAAAACUCAUCUACCUUAACAAUCCAGAUCUUGUCCUAUUUGUUGGAGAAGCACUGGUUGGUAAUGACGCAGUUGAUCAGCUUUCAAAGUUCAAUCAGAAAUUAGCAGACCUUGCAACAUCACCCAACCCAAACUUGAUUGAUGGGAUCUUGCUCACGAAGUUUGACACCAUUGAUGAUAAGGUAGGAGCAGCACUUUCCAUGGUUUACAUUUCUGGAGCUCCUGUGAUGUUUGUGGGCUGUGGACAGUCUUACACUGACCUCAAGAAACUCAAUGUCAAAUCAAUUGUGAAGACUCUUCUUAAAUGAGGGCACAGAGUUGUUUAUUUUCCCUUGAAAUCCUGUACACCUGUCUUCUGUUUGUUUGAUGACGAAGUUGAUCCCGUUCACCCUAUUACUUUGUGAGGAAAAACUGGCUUUGACUUUGAAGCAUGGUUUGUUUUAGAUUAAGGUUGUAUUUGGUCA